AUGAUCACUAGUAUCUCAACUGACCACCCACCCACACUUUUAGUUAUGGACGAGGAAUAUGAUUACUCUCCCUCUGAUACCCAGGCCCUGUUCCUGCUGAGUGCGUACAGCAGUCCGGACCAGCAGCCCACCCCGGCUCUGCGCAAGAUCUUUGAUGACCCCAACAAGGGCUUCCUGAUCUUCCAGGCUCUGGAGCGCCAGGCUAAGCUGCUCACGCGCCGGAAGGAGGUGGCGGUGGGGUCGGAGGACAUUGCCGAGCUCUCCAUCUAUGACAAGGCCCUGCUGGCGCUCUACAGCCGCUGCGGCGGCGAGGAGAAGAGGCUCAGUGCCCCCGGCUGCUGGGGUCUGUUCAAUUUCUUCCUUGAUCACUUCGUGGGCAUCGAUCGUCUUGCGUCCCAUGAGCCGGCCAAUCAGUCUCCUCCCUCGGAGAAGCUGGCCGUCAAGGAUGCCCCGAAUGAGGUUCAGAAGACCCAGAGCACUUGCUUCGACCGCAUGAUCGAGGUUUACCAGAUUGCCAAGCUGGAUUGCUACCUCACUGAUGCGAACAAGAACCGUGACAAGUUCCAGGUAGUCCGCUUCCUUCGUGACACCGCCGAGAACCUGCUCACUCAGAUGCUCAAUGCUGGAUACGGAAACCACCCGCUGGUGCCUGAGCUGCGCCAGGUCUACGAGGUGAGCAAGUCCCACGCCGAGCAGCUGUCUGGUGGUCGCAAGCGCCCCUUUGAGGUGGAGAACUUGCACUCGCACUCGGACGGUCAUCCGGCUGGUGGUUACCCUUCUACUGGAUACCCUACUGGCGGCAUUACUGGCAUUACCUCUGUUGGUGGCAAUCCUGCUAGCGGCCUUGCCCCUAGCGGUUAUCCCUCCGGAAGUUAUCUCUCUGGUGCCCUCCCUUCCAGUGGCUCUCCUUCCGCCCGUUAUCCUGUUGGUGCUGGCUACUCUACGGCUACCGGCCACAAGAACCGGCGUUUCAUCGAUUCUUACCGUCCUGUGCGUGAGUAA
Penicillium lagena is the source of this 1002-nucleotide messenger RNA. RefSeq lists its product as uncharacterized. The transcript has 2 exons. The record is from RefSeq and is a predicted model, not a curated record. Bases 1 to 1002 code for a protein of 333 amino acids. NCBI's taxonomy places the organism in Eukaryota, Fungi, Ascomycota, Eurotiomycetes, Eurotiales, Aspergillaceae.